GCCCAGCGCUGGGGCUGGCUUCUUCCUUCGUGUCGAGUAUUUGGGGGUGGGCAUCAGAGGGCGUCGCGGGGCCUUUGAGGGGCCGCCUCCGGCCCUGAGCAUCACAAAAAUGGUUAAAACCCAAAUUUUCCUACCGGAUGUGGGUCCGUGCCAGCAAGCUGACAUGAGCUCUGCACCCGGCGAUGCGCCCCACAGCUGCCGGCAGCGGCGCGUGGGGAGGACGCAUCCCUCGUGGGGACACCGCGUCCUUCGUGGGGACACCGUGUCCACACGGCUGGGGGGCUUCACUGCCGGGGCCUCGCGCUUCGGGCAGCCUCAGGUCCCGGUGCACUCGGCCGCCCUGCAGAAGGGCUGGGACGAGCACGACGAUGGCACCCCUGGGUUUCUCCUGCGCGAAGGCGCUGCUGGCCACGGGGCUGCUGCUGCUCUGGCUGGUGCCGGCAGCGCCGCUGGUGCUGCAGCAGCCCCAGCCCGUCCUCUUCGUGGAGCCCAGGGCCACGGUGGAGAUCGGCUGCAUUCCGGACAAGGAGCUCGAUGGCAGAGGCAACGUGCUCUGGUACCGGCAAGGCCGUGGGGAACGGCCCCGGCUGAUCCUCAGCUGCAUCCAGGAGGCUCAGGAGGGAUUUUCCUGUGAGUACACGAGGCAACGCGCCGUGCUGCACAUCGCUGCCGCCCGCCCCGACCACACCGGCGUCUACCUCUGUGCCUACAGCAUCGGCUACAGUCUGAAGUUCAGCAAUGGCACCGCGCUGAUCGUGGGAGACAGCUGGAGGGCCCAGAGCUGGGUGCGGGUGCUGGCGCCCCACGGCUCCCCUUCAGACCCCCCCAGCCUGGUCUGUGCCGUGGGCAACGCCAGCGGCCCCGUCCUCGUCUCCUGGCCGGGGGGCACCCGAGCCCAGGAGGUGCUGGGGUUGGGGGACAGCACAGAGCUGCUCAUCAGCCCCGCGGGCAUCGCUGGGAGCACCGGGGGGCUCUGCGAGGUGCGCUUCAAUGCCUCCGGUCCCCCCAUCCGGAGGAGCGUGGAGCUGCACGGGGCCAAGGGUGAGCACGAGCCUGGGCACCGGGGUGAACAGGGGAGAGGGCAGAUGGGGUGA
Molecule: messenger RNA, 1094 nt
Organism: Cygnus olor (mute swan)
Lineage: Eukaryota; Metazoa; Chordata; Aves; Anseriformes; Anatidae
Exons: 3
Coding region: 183-1094 (303 amino acids)
Source: RefSeq, a predicted model, not a curated record